Pristis pectinata (smalltooth sawfish) is the source of this 5188-nucleotide messenger RNA. RefSeq names its product platelet and endothelial cell adhesion molecule 1a (gene pecam1a). NCBI's taxonomy places the organism in Eukaryota, Metazoa, Chordata, Chondrichthyes, Rhinopristiformes, Pristidae. Gene Ontology annotation, molecular function: transmembrane signaling receptor activity. The record is from RefSeq and is a predicted model, not a curated record. The transcript has 18 exons. Gene Ontology annotation, biological process: cell surface receptor signaling pathway. The coding region runs from base 271 to 2604 and encodes 777 amino acids.
CAUUCUGGGAGAACUGCCUUUCUGAUCACGGUUGUUUUAAAUAUAGUUCACACAUGGGGGGGGGGGGGGGAGGGGGCUCCCGAAAGGGAUGUCAAAAGGCAAUCGAUAUAUAGUGGUAUUUCAUUUUUUUCACAGCUUUUGAGAUUUGAACCCAUCCUUAGGGAACAAUAGUACUCUAGCCUUCCUCAACACCAUCUAAGCUUAAGAAGUCAGCCAAGUUGAAACUGUGCUUGUUCUUAUAAUUCUGAGUGCUCCUUCAACGGGGGAGAUAUGCUCUACAGGAAAAACAUUUCCUCUUUCAAAAGGCUGAAGAAAAUGCUGAGACUCGUCGUCCUGGUUUUGGCUCAGCUGCUGUAUGGAAUCGGUAAAACAGAUUCACAAGGUGUGACCAUAAACAAUGUACAAAUAAAAUUUGACCCCAAGGAUUUAGCAGAAGCUGGAAGCUCCAUUACCCUGACUUGUUCAGCAAAUAUCAUGGUAACUUCUGGCCUAGAAAGUCAGAUUUCAUACUUUUUUUAUAAAGGAUUAAACAAAGACUUCCUGCUGCAAAACACCACGUCUGCUCAUCAAAAUUCUCAUGUUACAAUACAACCUACUCGAGCAUCGCAUACUGGAUACUAUUUUUGUGUCGUGGAAGUGGGAAAUGAAACGGCUAAGAGUGAACCCUCUUAUCUAACGGUUACAGGAGAAUUACAGACACCUCGACUUACCAUACAUCCAAUGGAGGUGAUAGCGGGAAAUCGAAUUGAGUUGCACUGUGAUGCCACUGAAGAACUUCCUCCUCUUGAAUUUAUAUUCUAUAAAUAUAAAAAUGGACAAUAUUCCCGCCUGAGAGACAUAGAAAAAACCAAUAAAAGUUUUGCAACACACUCACUUAAAGUAGCAGAAGAAACAGAUCUGGCUUAUAGCUGUACGACCCAAGGGAAAGACUCUAAGACCAGCUCAAACUACAGUGCACUAGUCAACAUAACUGUGCAAGAUCCAUUUUCACGUCAUCUGUUUACAAUUGAACCGCAAUGUGGAAUAUUUGAAGGAGAUGAAAUGACCAUUAAUUGUACUGUUCUGAUGUCAUCAUUAAUUAUAUCUGAUAUAAAACCUGAACUAACAAUUGUGAAAGGUACAAUUCCAAUAAAGACAGAGGCUCAUGGUCCUCUUGAAGCAAAACUUUCUAAAAAUGCAACUGUCAAUGAUACAGGAGUGUACCGCUGCAAUGCAAGGUGGGACCAGACGUUUGAAACUAUUGAACAACAGGUGAUUGUGGCAGUACCAGUUUCCAAACCAAUUCUAAAAUCAGCAGCCUCUCUUGGUAUUGUGGUUCAAGGUGAUCAUUUACGUCUCACGUGUGCUGUGUCGAGGGGAUCUUGGCCGAUAACUUACAAGUUUUUCAAAGGAAUACCAGGAAAACUUCUACAUCAAUUAACUGUAAAUGCUACUGAAGCAAACUAUGACAUUCCCUCAGCUAAUACUACACAGAGUGGGAAGUAUGCCUGUCACGCAUCAAACUCUGCAAGUAAAAGAAUUCGAACAGAAAGAAGUCUGUAUAUUAAUAUAACUGUAAAAGUUCCAGUUUCAAAACCAAAAAUAAAACUCGUCACUUCAAAAACCACCUACGAAAUAGGAAAACGCAUAUCCCUUCAAUGCCAGUCAACGAAUGGAACCCCUCCUAUGACUUACUUAUUAUUCUUAAACCAAAGAUUUAUCUACUCUGUCAAGACAUCUAAUAGAGAGCCUGUGGUUUUUAACGUACUCAUAAAUAAUACUGAAGAUGGUGGUGUGUACAAGUGCAAAGCUGAAAAUGAAAUUUCAAACUUGUCCAAAUACAGUGAAGGAUUCAGCGUUUUAAUAACAGUUCCUGUAUCCACACCACUGCUCUUUCCUCUGUUGAACUCCACCAAGGUGAACUUAGGAGAAACUGUGACACUGCACUGCAUAACAAGCACAGGAACUCUUCCCAUCAAUUACACACUGUAUCGGAGUCACUCACGCCUUACAGCAAUCUCUACACCAAAGGCAGGACCAGCAGUUUUUCAUGUGACAAUAACUGAACAUUCUGGGUAUACAUGUAAAGCAGAAAAUCAAAUUUCUUCACAAUGCAGUAACAGGAUAGAGUUUCAUAUUUUAAGUACCACAUCAUUCGAGUGGUUGUAUUAUACACCAAUAAUACUUCUCUUACUGUUACUGGGAACUUUAUUAGCUUUCUAUAUUAAAGAUAAAAACCAAAACAGUGAAAGGUACAUAACACAGAAACAACGUAAUCAAGGAUCUGUGAAAGAAAAUACCAUGAUCUUUUACAGUAAAGUCAGUAAAAUGACACAUCCAAGACUCAGCCAAACAGAUUCUUAUGCACUCAUAGAAGGCACAUAUGAGGAGAAGGACUACGUUAACAUCUCAGCAUCAAAAGGAACCGGAAAUGGUUCUGAGAGUGAUGGUGAGGAGAAGUACAUCAAUAUUUCAAAACAAAAUUAUGAUACCAGCGUGGACAGUUCUUGCUCCAAUGAAGAUGAGGUGGUAUAUACCCAACUUAACUUAGCAUCCCCGAAGAAUGAGAAUGCGUCACGACAAGAAGAAGGAACAGUAUAUGCCACGAUUAAUUUGAAUAAAUAGUGAUGGAGGGCCAUUGAGAUGUCAGAACUCUAGAUGAAUAAUCACAUUUUUCUAGUUGGAGAAUUCACUAAACAAAAGUAGAAAAUAGUUAUGAAAACAGAAAAUGCUGGAAACAGUCAACAGGUCAGGCAACAUUUGUGGAAACAGUGAAAACAGUUAAGAUCUGAGACCCUCUGUCAAACCUGAAACAUUAAGUUUGCUUCUCUUUCCACAGAUGCAGCCUAACCUGCUGAGUGUUUCCGGCAUUUUUAGUUAUCUCAAAUUUCUUUUUUUUUGAUUUUCAAUAGAAAAUAGCUACUCUUUUCAUUAACUGAGCUUAUGUUUUUCUUCAUUUUGUGUUAAGUAGCUGGCCAUCAUGUUAAUAUGAUGAAAAACAAAUGAUUUAUUUUUAAUAAGGAAACAAACCAGCUCGAAAAUAGUGAAAGCAGAAGUGGUUUUGUGCAUUGUUGUACAAAGGCCAUAAAGAAAGGAGUUGCUUGUUUAUGCCUGAAGUACUGUCCCUGGGUUUGUCAUGUCCUACCACUGGCAACGUGACAUAUGAUAGGAAGGGACUGAUUCUGUAGGUCUUCAUCAUUGACUCAUUAAAGUCAUGUGCUAUGUCAAUCAAGGGCAAGGAAACCUCCUGCUGAUACUGGAACACCCAACUCUCUCCCUCAACUGAAUAGGUACUCUUCAAUGUUGAACACCACUAUGAAGGAGCACCAUGGGCAGCAAGCGCACAGAAUAUAUUCUGGGUAGGGACUUCAAUGAUGUAACUGACCAAGUUGACCAGAAAGACAAUGCUGCCAGAUAGUGCUCACUGCAAAUGUUGAGAGAACCUAUCUGAGGAAAGAAUUUGACCCUGUACAGAACUUGUACAUACAAGUAAGCAACUCUUAGUGAGGGUGAAGUUCCAUCUUCACAACAAGUACAUCUUCCAUCAUCUUGCUUGCCACUAUAACUAUGUUAAACAUUUGUAGCACUCCAAAACUGGACAUUAAUUGUGUGUUGUUACCUAUUAGCAACAGCAGCAGAAUUCAUUCUGUCACAUCUCUAACCUUGUGGUGGCAUAAACCUCAUGUUUAUUGCCAUGAAAUCAGACCAUCAACUCUGGCUCAAAGGUGAGUAUAGAAGAUAUAUACUACAGGAGCAACAUCAGGCAUACUUGAAAAUGACAUACAGACCUGAUGAAACUACACAGGACUAAAAUGCACGAUUAACUGUAUAAGUAGAAGUGAAACAGGAGAGCAUGCCAAGAGCAGCAUCUGGCAUGAUCAUCUGCGGAAGUAGCAUGCAAUAGACAGAGCUGAACUAUCCUAUAAGCAACAAAUCAGAUCAAGGUUACAGACAUCUGGUGAGGAAAGGUGAUAAACAAUUAGACAAUUAUAUUUUUUAUUAAUUUUUCAUGGUAUGAGCAAUUCUGGCAUGGCCAGCAUUUAUUGUCCAUCCUGAAUUGUCCUUUAACUGAAUCGUUUGCUUGACCUUCUUAGCGAACAUUUAAGGGACAACCACAUUGUUGUGGCUGGAGACACACGUAGGUCAAACCAGAAAAGAAUGGCAAUGUUCCCUGAAGAACACUGGUGCAUCUGAUGGAUUUUUAGGGCAGUCCAGUAGUUUUUGCAGCCAUCAUUACCAAGCCUAGUUGUUUCUUAAAUUCUGGAUUAUUAACUGAAUUUAAAUUCCACGACUGCAUUUGUGGGAUUUGAAUGGGUCUCAAAAUUAUUCGUCCAGGUAUCUGGAUUAUUCAUCUGGCUAUUUAACAGCUGCACCAGCAGCAUGCCAUCAGGGGGAAAAGGCUCACUGACUACUUGCUUUCUGAGAGUGGAAAAGAUAAAGUUGAAGUGUUUGCAACCACCUUCAAUCACUGCCCAAACAUUGACAACUGAGUUCCAGAAGUCCUGAUUCAGGGUCUUGACCUGAAACACUGACCAUCCCUUUGCUUCCACAGAUGCUGCUUAACCUGCUGAUUUCUUCCAGCAGUUUCAUUUUGGUCCAAAAGUGAGCUGCUCCUGACGUCAAGACAGAAUUUGAUCAAAGGGUUUGUAGAAGGAAUCUUAGAAAUAGUAAGAAAAUUAGGAAAGUUUGUAAUAUGGUCAAUUUAAGUGACAUAUAAAUUAGAAAGGGAUGAUGGGAAAACAGGCUAAUAGUGGAGAUGGCUUAAAGGUCACUUAGGAAAAAAGAGCAAGGAAGUAUCUAGAUUGCAGAACAUAGCUGGCUGGAACAGACAUAAACAAAUGGAGGUUAGAAUACAGCUUAAGUGCAGGACAACUGAUCAUGAGAUAAGCUGAGUCACGACAGAAGAAGACCAUAAACCAGAGCACCUAAUUGCAGGGAGAAUGGGGGAUACUGCUGUCUGGCAAAGAAAGCAUUCCAUUUGUCAGGCAGUUAGAGGCAACCCUUGCAGAGAUAAAACAAAGAUCAAAUACUACAAAGAGAAGUGGGUUAUUGACGAAAUUGUGAAAUCUGCAUGUAACUAUUGUAACGCGAAUACAAUAAAUUGCUGCAAGUCUUUUAGAUCUGUGGAGUAUCUUUGAGCUCUUGCUCUAAGUGCUCCCCAGUGUACACUGUAAAAGGCCUGAAUAAACUGACUUGUUCGAGAACGUCA